CAGCGUGCAUGCCGGAGAGCAAAACAACACACUAGCGCGGCACACGUGGAGCUCCUCCAUCCACUCUGCCGCUGCCUCGGCCUCAGCUGAGGAGAGGUGUUCAGAGGCGGAGAAGAGAGGAGGAGGACAAGAGGCGCUUCAGUAUUACAGGGAGGAGAGCCCGAGAGGAGGAAAGAUUCCCCCAAACGCAGUGAGGGCCUCGGAUGAGGAGAAGAGGAGAGCAGAGGGCAUUGGAUAGGCUUCAUUCAGAAUGGCAGCUCCAGACUUACUGGACCCCAAAACGGCCACUCACAACAACAAGCCCCGCCUCUCCUUCUCCACCAAGUCCGUCACGCUGACCCCACGAGAGGAGAGCGAGGUGGUUGCCACGGUGAUGAAAAGGAAGACGGUGACCGCCAUCUUUCUUUUGGUGGUCCUCUACCUGGUGAUGGGAGCGGCCGUCUUCAGGUCCCUGGAACAGCCUCACGAAAGUGCUCAACGCUUGGCCAUCUUCAAUCAGAAGUUGGAUUUUCUGGCCAAACACUCCUGCGUCAACUACAGUCAGCUGGAGGAUCUAGUUAAGCAAGUCGUGUCGGCCAUUCGCUCGGGAGUGAACCCCGCGGGAACGCUCACCAAUCCCAGCAGCCUGUGGGACCUCAGCUCCGCCUUCUUUUUUGCCGGCACUGUCAUCACAACCAUUGGUUUCGGCAACAUCUCCCCUCACACGGAAGGCGGGAGAAUCUUCUGCAUCGUCUACGCUCUGCUGGGCAUCCCUCUGUUCGGCUUCCUCCUGGCCGGCGUGGGCGACCAGCUGGGCACCAUCUUUGGGAAAAUCAUCGCCAGAGUGGAGAAGAUGUUUGUGCACUGGAACAUCAGUCAGACCAAGAUCCGGGUCAUAUCUACGCUGCUGUUUGUGCUCUUCGGCUGCUUGCUGUUUGUGGCGCUCCCAGCAGCCAUCUUCCAACACAUCGAGGGCUGGUCGGCGUUGGAGUCGCUCUACUUUGUGGUCAUCACUUUGACCACCAUCGGCUUCGGGGACUUUGUUGCGGGAGGCUCAGAAAUCGAGUACUUGGACUACUACAAACCCGUUGUGUGGUUCUGGAUUCUGGUGGGACUGGCCUACUUUGCCGCCAUCCUCAGCAUGAUUGGAGACUGGUUAAGAGUCAUUUCUAGAAGGACCAAAGAAGAGGUGGGAGAGAUUCGCGCCCACGCAGCCGAGUGGACCGCCAACGUGUCAGCUGAGUUGAAGGAAACACGGCGACGAGUGAGCGUCGAAAUCUACGACAAGUUCCAGCGGGCCGCUUCCAUUAAACGCAAACUGUCGUCCGAGCUCGGUUUCAGCCCCGCCCCCGAAUUCGCGCUUCCCCGGAGGACGGUGUCAGCCAAUCACAGCGAGGAGCGGGAGAAGAGCGACAAGGAGGCGGGGCUACCCGGGCUGACCUCACAGCUGACCCGGAACUGCGGCUUGUUUAUGAACGGUCUGGACCUGGAAAGAGGCGAAAUGGCCGUCGUCGAACACAUUAAGUGAAAGACACUUUGUAUUAUGUCCCGCUCGAAAACACCGCGGCUCUCCUAAUGAUGGCGGAUGUCGUCGUCCUCCGUACAGAAUUCCAGGUUUUUUUGGACGAGUUCUGGGAGCUGAGGUGUCAAUCGACAAUGGGAGCAUCUGCUCAAUAUCCAAGCACUCGCAAAUCUGCCUCUAACUGCCGUAUUUGAACAGUUCAUUCAAACAUGUUCCUUAGUUCUCAAACUAUUUGACUCCUGUGACCCCCUUAUAAUCCACACGCCAAUGAAACACAACUACCGCAUGUACCCUUAAAUGCCAGAAGGAUUGAAAAGGUGCGCAUUUGGGGGGGCUAAAAAAAGUUGGAAUAUUACAAUAAGAAACAUAUUUUUUAAAAUGACAUUAUGAUUAUCGUAUUGUUACUAACACCAAUUAAACAACUAGCAUGUGUAGACUACCCCUAAAUGCCAUAAGAUUGAAAAAGCGGCCUAUUUUUGUAGGGAAAAAAAGUUGUGAUCUUUACAAUAACAAAUUCAUAUUUUUGAAAGAAAAAGCCAUAGAAUAAAGAUGGAUUUUACCCAAAAAGUCAGAAUACAUUGGACCCUCGCGUAUUUCUGGUUUUGGCAUUUGCAAAUUCUUGAGAGAAACCCCUGCUUGUUCGCUUUUUAAUCCCCCGCUUAUUUGCAGUUUCAUGGCCCAAUCCCUUUCUGAAUCCUCUCGGCUGCCUGAGGUCCCUUCACGUUCCUUCUGUUUGCUGGUCUUAUGCCCAGUUGUUGGCAAACGAAGGAUGGGCAUUCUCUAUUUUCCAGAGGUGGCUAUUCCACUAUAGUGUCAGCAAGGUUCUUGAAACCGAAGCUAUACUGCAAGACCGCGGGGGUGUCCCCACUAGUGUGCCCGCAAGUGCACGGCAAAUGAUGGAAACCUCGACUAUAACUUAUUCUGGAAAAUGUGUCUUUUGACUGAGGAAAAAUUGACUUGAUUUCUGUAGUAAUGCACCUUUUUCCCCCCAAAAUAAAAAAAAAAGACUAUUCAUGCAGGGA
Messenger RNA from Phycodurus eques (leafy seadragon), 2523 nucleotides. Its product is annotated as potassium channel subfamily K member 2-like. Lineage: Eukaryota; Metazoa; Chordata; Actinopteri; Syngnathiformes; Syngnathidae. The record is from RefSeq and is a predicted model, not a curated record. Gene Ontology annotation, molecular function: outward rectifier potassium channel activity; potassium ion leak channel activity. The transcript is spliced from 9 exons. The coding region runs from base 251 to 1507 and encodes 418 amino acids. Gene Ontology annotation, cellular component: membrane. Gene Ontology annotation, biological process: potassium ion transmembrane transport; stabilization of membrane potential.